Nelumbo nucifera (sacred lotus) is the source of this 1187-nucleotide messenger RNA. Its product is annotated as protein DROOPING LEAF-like. Gene Ontology annotation, biological process: style development; leaf development; floral meristem determinacy. Lineage: Eukaryota; Viridiplantae; Streptophyta; Magnoliopsida; Proteales; Nelumbonaceae. The record is from RefSeq and is a predicted model, not a curated record. Gene Ontology annotation, cellular component: nucleus.
UAAAAUUUGAACUUUGAAUCUGCAUCACACUAACAUGUAACCAAUAAUCUUCAACUCAUCAACAAAACAUUAAACAUAUCGCGAGAAUUUCACAAUCUCUCUCUGUGAUUCUCUCUCUAAUCGAGUGCGUGACUGCGUCAUGCGUGUGCGUGUGUGUCGCGUAUCUUUUGGCGGGGCAAGCCAUCUCUGCAGUCUGCAUCUCAGCGAGACCGGAGCUCAUAACGAGCAUAGUUGUAGUAGCCCUAGAUUUUCUUUUUGCGAUACCAAAACACAUAUCUAUCAGAAAACCUACACCUUUCUCUGUCUCACUUUAAAAUUCAAACCUAUCUCUUCUUCUUCUUCUUCACACACAUAUACACAUAGACAUACACAAACACUCUUUCUCUCUCUUACUCGUCGAAGAAGAAAUCCUCACUCCCCACCCCAUGGAUUACGUCCCUUCGUCGGAGCAUCUUUGCUACGUCCGCUGCAACUUUUGCAACACAGUUCUAGCGGUUGGAAUUCCAUGCAAACGGUUUUUGGAUACAGUGACUGUAAAAUGUGGUCACUGCAGUAACCUUUCCUUUCUAAGCACCAGACCUCCUUUGCAAGGCCAACGUCUGGAUCAGCAACUUGGCUCUCAGAAAUUGCAGGUUUUUGGCAAUGGUUACAGAAAGAGCCAAUCCUCAUCCUCCUCAUCGACGUCUACCCAGCAGACGUCCCCAAAUGUUCCUUAUGUUGUAAAACCACCCGAGAAGAAACACAGGCUUCCAUCUGCUUACAAUCGGUUUAUGAAGGAGGAGAUACAGCGCAUCAAAGCGGCCAACCCUGAAAUACCCCAUCGAGAAGCUUUCAGCACAGCAGCAAAAAAUUGGGCCAGGUACAUUCCAUAUCCGCCAAAUGGAUCGAUUUCUGAGAACAAUAAGAGCAAUGAACGAAGUAUUACUUCCUUAAUGGAAAGAAUUGACAAUGCCCCCAAAAAAUUGGAGUCCACCGAGCACAAGAGAUAGACAGAUAUAUAGGUCAUUUCAUCAGCUAACUUCUUUCAGACUCCUUAAUUUGCAGUUUUGCACAAUCUUAUGCUUAAUGAUGGUUGUGUUCUUCAUGGACUGAACUAUGUACAGAAUGUUGAGAUCUAUGUACCUGUGUAAUCUGAAGUAUAUCUGCUGAGGGAGAAAAUGCUUUAGAUACUCUUAACGUUAUAACCA